GAUUUUAAGCUCGAGUUUGGCCAUCAUCAAGGCAGGACAAGUUCUGUCUGGCAUGGAGGUACAGCUACCAUUGUUCAGAGCCCUGGAGACGAAGUAUGGGGAAUAGUGUGGAAAAUGAACACUAGCAAUUUAAGUUCACUGGAUAAGCAAGAGGGAGUUGAAGCUGGCAUUUAUGUCCCAAUAGAAGUUAAUGUCCAGACUCAAGCAGGAGAGGUAGUGACCUGUCGGAGCUACCAGAUGCAGGACUAUGUCUGUGGUCCCCCUUCUCCUCAGUAUAAAAAGGUUAUCUGUAUGGGUGCAAAACAGAAUGGCUUGCCAGCUGACUAUCAGAAGAAAUUAGAAGCUGUUGAAACUAAUAAUUAUGCAGGGCCAGUGCCAAUCAUGGAAAAAAUUGAAGCUGCUAUUAAAGAAAAGGAAAAAAAAUCUGCAUAGAAUACCUCUGCACUUGCUUGGCCAUUCACUGUCAUUUAGAUACCUCUCAUCACUCUGCUGAUCAGCAGUUUAUUUAUCUAGGAAAGAUGAGUUUGCUCUGCAUCUACAUCAGACAUAAUUUGCAGUCUGAUGACACACUGACAUAGGUAACUUCUUUGCUUUGUAUGUAUAGCUUGAGUACCUGCUGAAGUUGUUGCAGAUUUAGACAUUAUCUUUCUGUAUCUGUCAUGCUGUG
Molecule: messenger RNA, 667 nt
Organism: Nestor notabilis (Kea)
Lineage: Eukaryota; Metazoa; Chordata; Aves; Psittaciformes; Psittacidae
Gene: GGCT
Product: gamma-glutamylcyclotransferase
Exons: 3
Molecular function (GO): gamma-glutamylcyclotransferase activity
Source: RefSeq, a predicted model, not a curated record